Molecule: messenger RNA, 6096 nt
Organism: Linum trigynum
Lineage: Eukaryota; Viridiplantae; Streptophyta; Magnoliopsida; Malpighiales; Linaceae
Source: the annotation of a GenBank genome assembly
AUAACUAAAACGGUCUGAAGCAAUCAAACUCUUAACCCUCCGCUCACUUGCUCCAUCGAUGUAAGAGGUAAAUCAAAUUGACAACCCUCAACACUAUUCUUUGUUGAAUUGAAAGACUCUUUUCUUUUUUCUUCCCUCCCCAACUUUCCCAGUUCACUUCGUCUUUACAGUAAUCCCUGUGCUUGUCUGCAUGUGACCGACAACACACAUGAAUUCUCCAUCAACGAUUCUAUUUCCUCAAUUUAGACAUAUAAUGGUUCUGUCGUUACUAUCACCCUUUUUGUUUGUUCUUCUCCCCACCAAAACAUAAUGGUCCAAUACCUUUUACUCUAUAACUCAGGAACAGAGGUAUGAGAGUGGGAUCAAGCUUGGUAGGAGAGAUUAUUGCUUUUAUAGUCCAGACAAGAUAUACAUGUUACUAUUGUCUCUAAUAUAAUCAACAAUAUAUGUCAACAAAAAAAUUCAUAUUAGAAAGUUUCAUAAAUUUUGCACAGUUGAGAAUUAAAGUCCUACUAGUGGGCUUAAAGAUAGAAGAUUGCCUUUUUUUCCUUAGUCUUCUUCUUUCUUUUUAGGCUCCUUUUGUUCUAAUUUCUCUUGUAACUUUUCUCUUUUUACCCUCUCCAUUUCGUCCCACCAUCUUGCCUUGAAUUAUGGAUAGGAUCCGAGAUGAAGGUAUGCAGGGACUGAGAGAGAGCAGAGCACCAAAGUUCGACCCAGAGACCAAGAAGGUUGUAUGCAGGAGUGUUCAAACGUAUUGGUUACCGUGGUAAUCAUAUUAACCGUUAGCAUUCGGUUAAUUUGGUUUGGUUAAUGUGGAUAAUUGGUUUGGUUUGGUUAAACAAUUUAGCUUAUUUGGUUAAGGUGGUUUGGUUUCAACACUGCUAACCAAUGAAACUAAUUAACCAAUUAAUGAUACGACUAAUAUACAAAAUUAUUUAUACUUCUGUGCAACCAACCAAACCAAACUUUUGUGAUUUCCUAUUUUAUUUCCAUGUGCACAACAAACCAAAGCAUUAUGGGUAAAAAAUUAAAUGGGUCUGCCUAUUUACUAAACCAAAAUAUUUUGGACAAUUACUAGACUUUAGGAUUACAUACAAUACCAUGACAACCACCUCAAACUAUGUAUAGUUUAAGUGUUUUGUAGGAGAGCUUUAACUUCUUGAUGAGUGGUAUCGAAUUGUAUUUCAUAUUUAUGUUAAGGGUUUGUUAUAAGCUAACUAUAUUAGGUGCAGAGAUGAUGAAUGAUGUAUUAACUCGAAUGAUGAUGAUAAUCAUGGAUGGUUAGUCGUAUUAUUAUUGCUUAUAUAUAAUGAUAGUUUAUGAUAGUAAUAACAUAUAGUUAUGUUUUAUUCAUUAACAGAAUAAUUAUUUUCAUGUAAUGCUAUGUUAUUUGGUUAUCCGAUUAUUCGAUUAACCAAACCAAUUAAACUUUGAUUUGGUUUGGUUUGGUUAAUUUGGUUUUCGAGUUAAUUUGGACGGUUUGGUUAAGACAUUUUAUUCCAUGGUUAAUGAAAUUUAGGCUUAAUUGGUUUGGUUAUUACCACAGUAAGUCAGUAACCAUUUGAACAACCCUAGUUGCAUGGUAAACCCACGAUGUCACAAUGGCCAAUGGAAGUGUUCUCGGAUCCGAUACUUAAACAAAUUUUUAUGAUGAUUAUUUUUUUAUAAUUGGUAUGUAUGUGUUACUUAAAGGAUUUCAGGGACCAAGACACAAAUUCGUGUUGUCUGGAUGUCGAGCUUCUGGAUCAGGAUCUGACAAUCUAUCUCUGCAAGGAGAGGGGUGAAGGAAUGGGUUCUCGCGAUCUUCAAUCCCCAGAGCAUGGCUUGGGCUUCAGCAAUCUCCGGUGGCCAACAAACGUGUGUAUGAUACACAGUCGCCAUGUGGAAACCUCCUUCUCCAUCUCGGAGAACCAAUCUGUUUGUACCGACUAGCUCCGGAUCGAACAAUAAUAUUUGUUGGUGUGGGGUUGAGUCACGAUUCGUUCGUCUGAUCUCGUCGGGAGGGAAGAGACCUGUGAAAGAGCCGGGGUUGCCCCCCGGAUUAAGCUCCGACGAUCAAGUCAGUUUAUGUUUAAGGUGAAAGUUGAGAGAACAAGGUAGAGAGAUAAAGUGUAGAGAGAUAAUGAAAAGUGGGAAAAAAGGAGAGACCUGUGCGCCCUCCUACUUAGUCUAAGCGCGUAGUAUUUCAGUAACACCCCCAACCAAUCCCUAACCAGUUCCGCUUGUGUCAUUCUCAAAGAUUGUGGCGUCUGUCCCUGCCUUGUGCCUGCUAAAAUUCCUCCAGGUAACCCUGUGCUCUAGCCACAAUUUUCCACUCUUCUAGUUUAGAGUUGUUGAAUAGAUGAUUGUUUCUCUCCUUGAAGAGAAACGAUAUUAGUAUAGCACAGAGCUCCUCAUCGCUAGCUUUGUCAAGCAGCUCGCAAAUCCAUCCUUUACUGUCUUGUCUUUGCCUAAUUGGAAAUUUUUUGCUAAAAAACUCGGCCUCCACCCCCUCCCAAUCACAAUCCCUAGUGAUGUGUUCAUGUGUCUCAGUGAAACUGUUAGAAACCCACCUUAUGUGGGAUUCUCUUAUUAGUUAUGGUAGGGUAAUUAUUAAGAAUAUUAGUAACUUGGGGGUUAAGUUUAGGGUUAUUAUCAGGUUUAUUCCAGUAUUUCCUAUAAAUAUGUAUUCGGUCGUUCAUUUACGAUCAAGCAAAGAUUAAUCAAAGAACUACCUCCCUAAACCCUAAUCUCUUUCUCUCUCAAUAUCGUCUAUCUAUCUCUCUAAAGGCCUAGGCCGAUUCUCUAUUCAUCUCUUCUCAAAUUUCUAAUUCUGUUCUCAAUUCCUAAAUCCCCAAUUCCCGAUAGAACCCUAAUCUCAGGUUCUAUCAUUUGGUAUCAGAUCCAUGGUCACAUAUUUGAGUUCAUCACAACUCUCACCAGGGAAUUGUCAUAAAAAACUAUAUCACACGUUUGAAGCUCUCCAAGUCAGUCUAGUAAAAUAUGAAGCUAGUCUAGUAAAAGAUGAAGUUCACAGGAAAGCUCACGACAACUAUAUGAUAGCAUGCCUGGAAGAACUUCGAGCCAAACUCGAGCGUCGUGUGACUCGCCGUCGCGCGACCAGCAGCCAUCCAGAGUCGACGACAAAGGAUUCAUCAACUCCAGCCGUCGUUGAAGACGCUCAUACUGACGCGGAGUUGGCACCUACCACCAUGGAAAUCAGUUCAAUCGACGCAGCUCCACAACUGGCUUCCACCACUGACGUCCCAAGCAUCUUCAUAACCAUCAUCGAGGUUCAACCGCUAUUGACGUCGACAGCAGCGGCGACAGUUCCGAUCACCAAACCAUCAACUCCUCUCGGCGCGGCCGAUAUUGAAGUUCCAACUGCUACAGAGGCAAGAUUUACAGCCACUCCAACCGUCGUGCCCAGGGACUUUUCCGAAUCUACGUGGAGGUGGAAGGCCGAGAUGGACCGGUUGCUGGCGAAGCUGGCAUCGUUCGACGGGAAUGACGAUGAGGAUGACUGGUGGGACGAGGAGGUCCCGGUGGUGGCGACCAAAGCGUUGCAGCUGACCAAGACCGAGAAUACAACUGCGGCUGCCUUUCACACGACAUCACCAUCAUCACUAGUUGUUUCCCCACCAGCCGAGCAGGAGAUGGAGGUCUCCGCGGUGGUUCUAGCCGGAAUCACGAAAUCGGAUUCGGCGGGUAGUUAUGAGACCCAACACGACAACGAGCAGAAGGAAGACGAGCUAUGGCUGGGUGCGAUAAAAGGAAGAGGAGUCGCGGCGCCCAGUCCCAUUGCAUCACCCACGUCAGCACAAUUGAAGGAACAACUCUUCUUUGUCGAGGGUAGGGAUGCCAUCCCCAACCAGUUCUUGGGCAAAGAUUCCACUGUAUCUUCAGCUGCCGCAUCCCCAUCAGCGACCCUUGCUGUCAAGAAGAGCGCCACCGCUGCCGAUAGAACUCGACUGCGCUUUCAAACCGCCCUACUGUCGAUCGUCACGGUUGGCUCCCGGGACCACACAGAACGAGAGUCAAAUCAGCCGGGAAACGGAGCCGCCGACGCGCCCAAGCAAACGACCUUCUACCCGCCCUGCUCAAGUCAACGUCAUCGCCGGUGGUGGGAGGAAUCAAGAAAUUGCAGCUGCUAGGCAACACUAGCCCUUCCACCGAGACGACCGUCGUCGCUUCAAGUUCCAAGGUACUCUCAAUUGAUGAAUUUGGAAGUUCCUUUCCACGUAUUGCCUUGACUCACAUGGAAGGAAAAAAGAGGGGUUCUUACAAAAAGAGGGGUUUAAUGAAUUACAAUAAGCCUUAUGGAAGCCUAGCAGGGUGUGAAUGUGAGAAUGAGUUAUUCGGAGUGGUACGACUAUAAUUGUCUUCGUCGAGUACUGUUGGUGCACAUAACGGUACGGGCUCGAGAGCGAGAAGGUCAGAGCUAAUUCUUAAGAGCAAGUUUCAUGGAAGAGAAAACCAGCAGCUACCAGUCUGCACUAUCCUUACAGGCAUGAGUCUCGUCGUGGAGCUCUCCAGAUGCAGCAGCGGCAUUCUCAUCGGAGAAUUUAGGGGAUGUGUGCAAGGAAAAGUGGCAAGAGCAAGCUGCUGCUCAAGACAUUCAGGUGGUCGGAUUCAUGUAAUGGUUGGGAAGAACUUCGCGUCGCAGCUUUGGAAAGAGUAGGCGAGGAAGGGACCCGAAUGCUGCGGGGUCGACAUGCUGGUUGCUUCCUAUCUCAGCUCCAGCUUUGGGGCAGCGACCAGUAGAGUUACUCAUUGGGCACAAGGACAUUUUCUAGGGUAUUCAAUUGGAAGAAAAGGAAGGAGCAGCUGGGUGUACUCGUCACUUUUGUUGGCUGUGUAAAACGGCCAGGAGGGGUACUACGGAUGAGCUAUGCCAAUGAAGCAGGUUGGUCUCACUUUCUUCAUUGGGAAUGGAAAUGGCAGCCGAGGGAUGCAGGGAGAAGGCCACUGGAUGAUGGUGGGAUUAUUGUUAUUGUAAUUAUGAAAUGGAAGGCAUAUGGGGUAAAAGAAGAGUUGUUGGGUGGUUAUGUUUAUGGGGAGUUUUUCUACUGGAGAAAGUUUGCAGGGGAGGAAUUGGGGGAAAAUAUUGGAGUGUGUGGAAUAAUUGGGAAAAUAUUGGAGGACGAUAUUGGAGGAGCGCCAUCUGAUUGUAUUAGCGUGAGAGAGGGAAGCAGUUUUAUGCGAGGAGUGGGGGAUGACUUGAUACGGGAGUCGAGCUUCAGACUGGGGCGCAAGAGCAACAAGGUAGUAAAGGCUUCGAUCGUUAGAGAAGGGCAGUUCCCGGAGCCAUAUCUCGUGGAGUUUGAAAGGGAGGACGAAAUUUCACUUGACCAAGAACACGGUAGUGGUAUGUGUCAUGGGGUUGGCAAAGGAUCUGGAGGUGUUGGGGCUGUUGGAGUUGGGGUCGUUCGUGAGCGGGAGCGCAAUUGGAAGCGAAGAAAAUGGAUGGUCAAGACAGUGGAGGUUGAAUGCGACCUUGAGGACAAGGUCGUUUUUAAGGGGGAUGGAUUGUUAGAAACCCACCUUAUGUGGGAUUCUCUUAUUAUUUAUGGUAGGAUAAUUAUUAAGAAUAUUAGUAACUUGGGGGUUAAGUUUAGGGUUAUUAUCAGGUUUAUUCCGGUAUUUCCUAUAAAUAUGUAUUCGGCCGUUCAUUUACGAUCAAACAAAGAUUAAUCAAAGAACUACCUCCCUAAACCCUAAUCUCUUUCUCUCUCAAUAUCGUCUAUCUAUCUAUCUAAAGGCCUAGGCCGAUUCUCUAUUCAUCUCUUCUCAAAUCCCUAAUUAUGUUCUCAAUUCCUAAAUCCCCAAUUCCCGAUAUCACCCUAAUCUCAGGUUCUAUCAGAAACCACAAAAAGGGCAUUCAUUGCUCGCAUCUUUGAUUCGUCGUUCCAGUUUAGAUCCUAUGUGUAGGAUUAGAUCCCCAUUUCAAGACAGACUCGAACCUUAGGUGGGAGUUGCAGAUACCACAGUCUAUUCCAAUUGAAUGGUACAUAAUGUUCAACUUGUUGGGUAGAUUGUUUCAUUCGCCACUCCCAAUAGCCCGAGCGAACUAAGUAUAAUUAGGCUGAAAGUAGUUAAUGAAACGAUUGUUAUUGU